AUGUGGAACAGCGUGGGACCGAACAGAAGAGCACCGCCACCUCGUGACCUAGGGAACAAAAGGAGUGCUGGCCGCACAGCUUGGAAGCCUGUCCAAUGGACACGGUUGCUGCACACUUUUCGUGCUCUUGCCAAACAGGCUUCCGACUCAUCUCUGGGCGCACUGCGGGCAUCGGCGCAGAAGACUCAGGUAGCUUUGAGUGCAGCUGUGGACCGUCUCGCGCAAGACUUGUACGAACUCGAGGGCCACUUCGUGUUCGAAUUGGUUCAGAAUGCCGAUGACAACAAGUAUUCAGAGGACGUGCAGCCUGAACUGUUCAUGUCGCUGCAGACCGACGGUUCUGGCUCGUAUUUCAUGACCAAAAACAACGAGCUCGGCUUGAAGGAAAGUGAUGUGAUGGCUAUGUGCGACAUCAAUGCGAGCUCCAAGUCGUCGGGGUGCAUUGGCAAGAAGGGCAUUGGCUGGAAAAGUACUUUUGCAGUCUCGCAGUGUCCACACGUUCUCUCCGGCGAUUUCACCUUCAAGUUUGAUGUUGGCGGAGCUCUGGGAAAGCUCGCCUAUGUGACUCCGACAUGGCUAGAGGAUUCCGAGCUGGAGAAGCUGCCCAAACCAGUGCAAGAUGCACACCAGAGUGCGGGGACGGUCAUCUAUCUGCCACUCCGAACCGGGUCAGACAGCAUUGCAGAGGCAUUCGAUCGAUUGUGCCAGCAUCAUGUCACACUUCUGCUCUUGAAGCAGCUCCGCCGCAUCCAGUUGGAAUAUCCCGGUGGGAACAUCGUUUGCCUGGAACGACUUGAGAGAGCAGGGCUGGUGCAGUCCAUAAGCAUGCUGGGGUCUCGUGAGCCAGCAGAGAGCCAGGAGGAAAAGGAAGCCAAGAUGUUCCAGUACAUGGUUCAUCCAUUCCAGGUCCAAGGUGUGGACCCUGGUGGCCCAGUCGUGAUGAGGUUGGUCUUCCCCAUAGCCGAUUGCCCACCUCGAAUGUCUGUGCAUGUUGGCCUUCCCGUUCGCUGCGUGGGCUUUCACUUUGCUGUCGAUGCCCCGUUCGACUUGGUCGCCAGCAGGGCUGAUCUGCACGAAGGCAGCACGGUCAACCAGAUCCUUUGUAAUGCGAUCCCACAAGCGUUUGGAGAUUUUCUGGCUGGACCCGGGCAUGAUGUCAGCUGUCAGGCAAUGAGGUUUGUGGGCUGCGAGGCUGCUCCCAGACCAAUUUGGCAACACGUUCGGACCAAGCUCGUGGAUUCGUUGCUGCAUGUUGCUUGCAUCCGGACAGAAGAAGGGGCAGUUGCGAAACCGGAGGAAUGUUUUGAGCGUCCGCAGCACCCUUUGCGUCUGGCAGCAUCCCAGCUGAUUCCGGCCAAGCUCCUACAGCUCAGUUGCGGCCGAAGCUUUGCAUCCUCCAGCUCUGUGGCGACAGUUGGCGUUGGCGCGGGGGUUCUUGAAGUUUUUUCAUUGGAGCAUUGGAUCAAGGUGCUGAGAUACCGUGGAUCCUCCUGGCCUUGUGGUCUUGUGGGCAGCGCUGCCCAGACCGAGGACCCUUGCGAGUUCUUUGUGCCUUUUUGCACGUGGCUUGACAUGGAGUUGAGAGAGGCAGAGCAGCCCAGUCAGCUGCUCGCCCAAGUCUGGGAUGUUGACCUGCUGCCGGCUUUUCGCUCGCGUACACCGUUACGCAUCAGCGAUGGUCCAAUCUUUUCUCGCCCGUGUGUGAAGAUUCGGGCAGAUUGGCAGGGAUUUCUGUCCGAGGUGGGAUUGCUCAAGUUUGUGGAGCCGCGGGUACGCCUGGCACUGCAGAAUGCAACGCCGCACCUGAUGGAAUCGUUGACGAUGGGUAUGCCCAGCCGCCCCGAACUGGCAGCUCUCUGCAUAUCCUGGCACCUGACCUCCUUCAAUGGGCUCGGUGUGACAGCGGAGCCGACUCCAAUGAAAGCUCUUUUGGCAAGCCUUGCAUGCUUGAAGGAAACGUUCCUCAGUGAUGAGCUUCCAGAGGGAAGUCGACUUGGUCUAGACUUGCCGCUACCUUUACCAAAGGCAGAUCCGGAAGCGAGACAGGCUUGGUGGAGAGAGUUGGGCACCUGGCUAUGGUUGCCGGGCCUCCAGAUGAGCAGCAAUGCUCGUUUGAGUUUGCGGCGCCCACAGAAGCUGCAGAGUAGUUCGUACCUCGGUUUUACCUGCGCUGAUGAGUCGCGGCCAUUAGAUACAGCAGUGGUUCAAGAUAUUUUCAGCCAAAAGACAUGGGGAGAAGAUGCCCUGGGAUGGGAGGCCUUUCUUCACGCCAUUGGCGUGCAAAAUUUUCAGCCAGCGGAAGCUGAGCAUACGCAGGACCUGGCCUCAAGGCUUGGUGCCAGCCUCUGUACACAGGAGUGGUGGUCUGGCCUCCUGAAGCGCGGGCUGCGAGCACAGGCCUACGUUUCUCGCCGCUGCCGCGGGGCUGACGAUGCUGAAUCGCAUUGGCUUCGGACUUUGCCCAUUGCUGUCCAAGUGGAUGCCCCCAGGGGUCAAGGUCCGUUGAAGGACCGCAAGGUGCUGCGCAAGAUCCACUUGCAAGACGUUUUCUUGCAUGACGUCUACGGCAGGCUGGGUGGGCAGUACCUGCACUACGUCCGGCUUCCUGGAUCCGGCUCCACAAGACAGCCCGCCGAGGAUGAACUCGUUCGCAGGUGCUUGCAGUGUCUCGGUGUGCAGGUGGAGCUUUCUGCAGCAGGAUUGCUCCGAAGUUUGCGCCUCCUGAAGGACGAAGGUCGAUGUCAGAACAUCGAGGUUUAUGCGGACAUCUACAAAGAAGUGGCCUCCGGAUUCGGAUCAAUCGCAGAAGGUGGUUUGUCGAGGAAUCUCCAGGAAGCUCUCUCGGAACUGGUGUUUGUGCCUCUGCAGUUCAGACAUCUUGACGAGUGCACCUGGGAAGAGGACGGGGAGAUCCAAUGGUUGACGCAGGUGCCGUCCCUGCAGGCACACUAUCUCAGAUACGGGCCGAGUGUUCGGCAUUAUUUCCUGGAUGUGCUGGGAAUGCCGGAGACGCAUCCGGGCUUUUCGCCCGGAUCUUUGCUGACAGCCUUGCGAAAUUUGGUGAAGCAUGUGGAGGACGCCCUUUCCAGCCCCACUUUAUCGGAAAGCCUGCAGCAGACACCGACGACUGCGCGCGGAUUGCUGGAGUCAAUGACCAACUUGGCAAGCAAAGUCUACAGCAGCCUGGCGAAGGCCUGCAGGACAAGUUCGGUUACUUGGCAUGCGGACGUGCGACGUGCGUUCUCCCAAGAGCGCCUGCUCUUGCUUCCACCUCUGGAGCUUCCUGACCUGACUACCCCGCUGCGAAGGGAAGGUGCGCAUGCUCAGGGACGGAGCAACAUGAGCCGGCAAGAUCAGCAACGCACGAGGAGCUCAUCUGGGACCUCAUCUCUGCCGGCUCCUGAUGCAUCCAGGCGGCACAGACCCAAGCGGUUAUACACCAAGGAAUCUUGGUGGGAAGUGGAAGACGAGUUGAAAGAGACGAAAGCGACCAACCUGAAUCUUCGCUCGCUUUACGGUGGCAUCCACGACGCUGAGUUCCUGUUCUUGCGUGUGAUCGGCAUUCGGAGAUUGGCCUCGCGCGGUGAUGUGGUACAGCGACUGCGCGAGAGCAUGAGUUCCGCGGGCCCUCUAAGCAACUGGACCGAGGGAAUCGACAUCUCCGACUUGGAGGAGCUGGAGAACAUCCAGACUAGUAGCUAUUUCCGUCCUGCAGAUUGGCGUGCGCCAGGAGAGGAGGACGAUGGUGCUGAUGAUUCCGGCCAAGAAGCUCCGACUGAGCGGGCCUCAGCCAGCUUCAGACCGCCGCAAACAGCGGGCUCCGCUCACCCGCCCGCCUGGAGAAGCCCGGAAGCAGCCCGCGACGCCGAAGAUCGUGCCAACGCUGCCCUGCGGGCCGAUGCAGCGCGGAGGGAAGCUGAAGAAACUGCUGCCAGGGCAAAGGCGAAGGCGAAGGCCGCAGCGACCACCGCUGAAUCAAGAGGCCGUGCGCAGCCGUUGCAGUCGGAGCUGGCGGAGCGGCCCAGGCAGCGCUUCAGCUGGCAGCGGUUUCGAGAGGCGCACACGGAGGCUUCGCAGGGAGCGCCCGAGAGCACAGCCUUGGGAGCUGUCGACUCCCCUGCCGGGGUCCCCGUGCCUCCUGCGGAGUCCCCAAGGCCAGGAGCGAAGCUGACAUGGUCACGCCUGCGAGCGCAGCAGGCCUCUGUCGAGCAGAAUGCUCAGCAGAGGCAGUCCGAGCCGUUUGAAGAUGGCAGGCUCACCCGAACCGACUUGCAGAAGAAACUUGCACUGUUGCGAACUCGCUGUGAUCUUGUCCCGUGGCACUACAGGAAGACUGAAGUGGAGGAUCUUCGCAGAGAGCGUCAAGGUGUCGAGGAGACGACCCAGCGAUAUUUGCGCAUACUGCAGGGGCACCCGAGGGGGUGUGCAGCUCCGUCCACCGAAGCUCUUCACCCACACCCAGGGAAAGCGCACCUGCAAGGAUUUCCAGAGCAGCGUGUGAGUGAGACUGCGUGGCUAUGCCGAGAAUGCGGUCAACACUCCGUGAAUCACCGAGAACGAUUCAAGGCAGGUAGACCGUCACUUGUAUAUACUUCUUCUGCAUUGUUUGUUUCUCGCGCUGCUUUUGCGCAGGCCUGUAGAAUCCUGUAG
This is a messenger RNA of Symbiodinium necroappetens, 4650 nucleotides long. NCBI's taxonomy places the organism in Eukaryota, Dinophyceae, Suessiales, Symbiodiniaceae. The record is from the annotation of a GenBank genome assembly.